Molecule: messenger RNA, 1772 nt
Organism: Leguminivora glycinivorella
Lineage: Eukaryota; Metazoa; Arthropoda; Insecta; Lepidoptera; Tortricidae
Exons: 2
Coding region: 39-1409 (456 amino acids)
Source: RefSeq, a predicted model, not a curated record
UGCUAGUUAACUACUUGGAGUCGAGAAAAUUCUUUGCUAUGAAUACUUUCUAUUGCAAGAAAUUGCAAAGAAAGUGGACAUGGGCGAGUCCAGACGGCGAAACAAAGAAUGAAAUUGACCUUAUAUGUGCAGAUAAGAAACGCGUAGUUACAGACGUGACAGUCCUCAAAAAACUUAAAAUGAGUGACCAUCGCCUAGUGCGUAGUACGAUUUGCAUCAACACCAAGCUAGAAAGGAGAAAACUGGUAUCUAAACCAUUGGCUAACCUACAAAUCCCUACAGGAGUCCAUGAAGAGUUUGAGAGAAAGCUCAGCUUAACUCUCGCACGUUCAGAUGUUGACUACUUCGAAAAGAGCCUAGACUAUAAGUACAGUACAUUUAUUUCAAGUGUUACUAGUAGCGCCAAGGAGAUAUUUGGUCGGUUGGCUAAAGAUAAGGACAAACUCUCAUCUGAUACGCAUUUGCUUCUGAAACAGCGUGAACGUAUAUCUUCGAAGGAGUACAACUCCCAGGAGCACCGGAAGCUAAACAGGCAAAUAUCCAAGGCAGUAAGAAGGGAUAUUAGGAGAAGAAACACAGAAAGAAUCCAACGCUUGAUAGAAAAGCAUCGGGGCCCAAAGGUAUUUCAAAGAGCUACGGCUUGUGGUACUAGCCAGCUUAUCAAACUGGAAGACGAAGGCGGCCAUGUAGUAACGGACACUCCAGGGCUAUUAAAUGUGGUAGCCAAAUUCUAUGGGGAACUAUAUGAGUCACAAAAUACACAGAACUUACAGCAUGGUGCAGAGUGUUCACGUGCAACUCUGACAAAACAUUUCACCGAAGACAUUCCAGAUAUCAGCACCUAUGAAGUGAAGCAGGCUAUGAGACAACUUAAGCAAUACAAAGCUCCGGGAGAAGAUGGCAUUACCACGGAACUGCUUAAAGCAGGUGGACGCCCGAUACUAAAAGAACUGCGAUGGAUCUUUAACGAAGCCCUGUUCACCGGUGAAAUACCAGAAAAGUGGCAGAACAGCAUGGGCACAUUAUUUCACAAGAAAGGCGCCAAGACCAGUCUUAAAAAUUACCGCCCUAUUGCCCUCCUAAGCCAAGUGUACAAAGUAUUCUCAAGAAUUAUCACAUCGAGAAUAUCGCGAAGAUUAGACGAAUACCAGCCUAAGGAACAAGCAGGUUUCAGGAGCGGCUAUAGUACAGUAGAUCAUAUCUUCACCGUGAGGCAAGUGAUACAAAAAUCACUUGAGUACAAACUACCACUACACCUUGCCUUCGUGGAUUAUGAGAAGGCGUUCGAUACGGUGGAACAUUGGGUACAUCCAGCUGUUGAAGAACCUUUACCACUCAGCUACAAUGACAGUACAAAUUCAAGCCUCCAAAACAUCAAUACCACUUCGAAGAGGGGUGCGCCAAGGUGACGUUAUAUCUCCAAAGCUUUUCACAAAUGCUCUAGAAGAUGUAUUUAAACACUGUAGCUGGGACGGCAUGGGCAUAAAAAUAGAUGGAACGUAUUUAAACCACCUACGUUUUGCUGACGACAUCGUUCUACUCGCAGAGACACCUGAAGAUCUCGAACAAAUGCUCAAUGAUCUAAGCCAGGCAUCGAUGCAAGUUGGUCUAAAAAUGAAUAUGGAGAAAACGAAGUGGAUGAGCACUGCUAAAAACGCAACCAUAACAUUAGAAGGCAAAACGAUGGAGAGAGUAAGCGAGUACAUAUAUUUGGGCCAAAAAAUAACGCUUGAAGGUGACCCCCUGGAUGCUGAAAUUAGUAGGCGCAUUCA